This is a messenger RNA of Peronospora matthiolae, 1530 nucleotides long. NCBI's taxonomy places the organism in Eukaryota, Oomycota, Peronosporomycetes, Peronosporales, Peronosporaceae. The record is from the annotation of a GenBank genome assembly.
AUGGAGCAGCCGACGCUUUCUCCGAAACCACCAGAGCUCCAGCAGGUUGCUCAAAGAGACCGCUACUCUCGCCUCAAUGUUAAGCAAGUUCUGCGCCCUUCAUUCUUGCGGUAUUGUCUGCUUGUGCUAGUGCUGUGCGGCGUCGGGAUGUUCGCAAUGACGGCCAAUGUAAAUACCGAUCAGACUACGGGUCGUAGCACGAGCGAGCAUAAAUGGGAGGGAGAGGUCCAUGAUAGUGGCUACAGACCGCCACCUCCUGACAAUAGGGACAGCUCGUUCUCGGCCGACGACGUGAAGCGCAUGGAGGAGCAGCUCAUAUACACGAUCCACGAGACGGCGCAGCGGACUAUUGAACCGCGUGGUAUUGUGUUGCCAUUGUUUGACAACAUUACAACGCUGGGCGUGUCUUUGAUCUUGGAGCUACGAGCGAUGGGCGUGCAUUUGCCAAUCGAAAUACCGCAUUGUGGAGAUCUGAAAGACUCGACGACCCGCACAAUUCUGGAACAAGAAGAAGUGGGUGUGCUGCACUUCUAUGAUGUUUGUGAACUUGCGUCAGAGACCGUCAGUUUGCGGGAUGCGUCCGUGAAGGUGUUUUGCGAGAGUCUGAGCAACUGCUAUGAGCUGUUUCAGAGCUUUGACAUCAAGCUACUGGCUGUGAUUUUAUCGCGGUUUGAAGAGGUGAUGCUGCUUGAUGCUGACACGCUGUUCUUUGAGAGUCUCAUGUCGCUCUGGGACACGGACAAGUACCAGAGUACAGGCACGCUGUUUUUUCAUGACCGAAUUGGGGCCAACAGAGAGCACUUGGGUAAACUCCUCCGUCGUCGCAAUGACGGUGUGAGACAAAUACAUGACUUCAUGUCACGUUUCGAUGUGUCGCCGUUUGAGCCGUUGGGUCGCAUUGAACGACCGAACGCAACAAGCAAGAACAAGGUGCCUGUUACACUACAUUUCUCACCGAGCGAGCACCUGUUGACGAGUCAUUCGUGGAACUACCGCGCAGGCCACGAGAUGGACUCGUCGUUAGUACUAUGGAACAAGAAGCGGCAGCCACGAGCAACAGCAAUCCUGGGAGCGUUCGUAGCGCGCAAUCGCAUCGACCGGCCUCCUUCUUACGGAGAUAAGGAGCUGUUUUUUGUGGCCACCGAGCUGGCUGAGACGCAGUACUCGUUUUCUGAUUUUGGAACCGGAGGUGCGGGUUGGGACUUUCGCGACUAUGGUCCCGGCAAGUCGGUGCUCUGCGGCACCACCGCGCAUUAUUACCCCGUAAAAGCGAAGGAUGAAAGGCUCGUUGCUAAUGCUAGCGUGCUGUACCUCAAUAGCGAUGACAUUCUGGUGUAUGACCCAAAAACGAAGCCCCUGUACUAUACUCAGGCGCGACUAUGCGAGGUAUACCCGGGUGACGUUUAUAAGAGCGGUUUGGAUAUUACGUGCCCGUUCGACGUGACGGGUGUGCGCUUUUCUCCUGAGCAGGAGGAUCACAUGCUGCUACGUCAGCACUUCUACGAGGUUGCUAAGGCCUGGAUGGAGUAG